Molecule: messenger RNA, 5069 nt
Organism: Musa acuminata AAA Group (dessert banana)
Lineage: Eukaryota; Viridiplantae; Streptophyta; Magnoliopsida; Zingiberales; Musaceae
Product: ABC transporter G family member 42-like
Exons: 22
Coding region: 338-4840 (1500 amino acids)
Cellular component (GO): membrane
Molecular function (GO): ATP hydrolysis activity; ABC-type transporter activity; ATP binding
Source: RefSeq, a predicted model, not a curated record
CCGGUGGGUUCGCCCGCUAAUUGGGCGAAGUUACAUUAAAGUAUCGGUGAAUUGUACCUAAAAUCGCUGCCGAUUGACUGCGACCAAUUAAGCGGUCGAAGCUCGUAAGAAACGAAGAGCUCCAUACCAACCGCGCUGCUUCGUCGGUCAAGACUGUCGGCCUCGUCGCCUCGUGUGUGUGCGUAUAUAGAAAAGGGCUUCCCCACUACCACCCCCCCAACUCCUCCUCCCAAUCCUUUCUCGCUGGCUUCCUGCUUAGCUUCUUCUGCACGCUCCUCUACUGUACAUAGGACGCGACGGAGCUGUGGGACACGGAAGGGAGAGGAGAGGUGAAGGGAUGGAGGGCAUGGAGAGGGCGUGGGACUCCGGGCGGCGGGCGAGCAGGAGCCUGAGCCGGAGCAUCAGCAGGGGGAUGGGCAUGGGGAACUGGGGGAUGGAGGACGUGUUCGCGCGGUCGAGCACGCGGGGGAGGUCGUGGGGUAGCCGGAGCGGGGUGGACGACGACGAGGAGGCGCUGCGGUGGGCCGCGCUGGAGAAGCUCCCCACCUACAGCCGCCUGCGCACCGGGAUCCUCCGGUCGGUGGUGGCGGAAGGGGAGCAGGGGCGGCGGCAGUACCAGCACAAGGAGGUGGACGUGCGCAAGCUGGGCGUCAACGAGCGCCAGGAGUUCAUCGAGCGUGUCUUCAAGGUCGCCGAGGAGGACAACGAGCGCUUCCUCAAGAAGCUCCGCAACCGAAUCGACAAGGUUGGCAUCCAAUUACCAACGGUGGAGGUGAGGUUCGAGCAUCUGAACGUGGAAGCCAAAUGCCAUGUGGGGAACAGGGCUCUGCCGUCGCUGGCGAACACGGCCAGGGACAUCGCCGAGUCGGCCGUCGGCCUCUUGGGAAUCAACCUCACCAAGAGAACCUCUCUCACCAUCCUCAAAGAUAUCUCGGGAAUCAUACAACCCUCGAGGAUGACACUUCUAUUAGGCCCUCCGUCAUCUGGGAAGACCACCCUUUUGUUAGCUUUAGCUGGAAAACUAGACCCAACUUUGAAGACCAGAGGAGAGAUAUCAUACAAUGGAUACAGGUUGGAGGAGUUCGUGCCUCAGAAAACUGCAGCUUACAUUAGCCAGAAUGAUGUUCAUGUGGGCGAGAUGACAGUCAAAGAAACAUUCGACUUCUCUGCGAGGUGUCAAGGCGUAGGAUCUCGAUACGAUCUUCUGACGGAGCUGGCGAGGAGGGAGAAGGAAGGAGGAAUUCUGCCAGAAGCUGAAGUGGAUCUGUUCAUGAAGGCCACAGCAAUCGAAGGGGUGAAGAGCAGUCUGCAAACGGACUACACGCUCAGGAUACUUGGGCUGGACAUUUGCGCCGAUACAAUUGUGGGCGAUGAGAUGCAGAGAGGGAUCUCCGGAGGUCAAAGGAAGCGCGUCACCACAGGUGAGAUGAUCGUCGGGCCGACCAAAGUGCUGUUCAUGGACGAAAUAUCGACCGGCCUCGACAGCUCCACCACCUUCCAGAUCGUGAAAUGCCUGCAGCAGAUCGUCCACCUGGGUGAGGCCACCAUCCUCAUGUCCCUCCUCCAGCCGGCGCCCGAGACCUUCGAGCUCUUCGACGACAUCAUCCUCCUCUCCGAGGGCCAGAUCGUGUACCAGGGCCCCCGCGAGUUUGUCCUCGAGUUCUUCGAGGCCUGCGGCUUCCGCUGCCCCGAGCGCAAAGGCACCGCCGACUUCUUGCAGGAGGUCACGUCGAGGAAGGACCAGGAGCAGUACUGGGCGGACAAGGAAAGGCCGUACCGCUACAUCUCCGUCUCCGAGUUCGCGCAGUGCUUCAAGCGAUUCCACGUCGGUCUUCGUCUGGAGAACGAGCUCUCCGUCCCCUUCGACAAGUCGCAGAGCCACAAGGCCGCCUUGGUCUUCUCCAAGAAGUCUGUUUCCACCUCCGAGCUCCUCAAGGCCUCGUUUGCCAAGGAAUGGCUCCUCAUCAAGCGCAACUCCUUCGUCUACAUCUUCAAGACCGUUCAGAUUGUCAUGGUGGCGCUCAUAGCGUCAACCGUGUUUCUGAGGACUCGCAUGCACACGAGGAACGAGGACGACGGCGUCAUCUACAUUGGAGCGCUCCUCUUCGGGUUGAUCGUGAACGUCUUCAAUGGUUUCGCGGAGCUGUCCAUCGCCAUCUCGCGACUCCCGGUGUUCUACAAGCACAGGGACCUGCUCUUCUAUCCGGCAUGGAUAUUCACCUUGCCCAACUUUCUCCUCCGGAUUCCCAUAUCGAUCUUGGAAACCGUGGUUUGGACUGUCAUGACCUACUACACCAUAGGCUAUGCUCCGGAGGCCAGCAGGUUCUUCAAGCAGCUGGUGCUGGUGUUCCUGAUCCAGCAGAUGGCGGCAGGGCUGUUCAGAACUGUCGCGGGUCUUUGUAGGUCCAUGAUCAUCUCCAACACCGGUGGGGCUCUGUCCGUGCUCAUCAUCUUUGUUCUUGGAGGCUUCAUUCUACCCAAAGAUGUGAUUCCGAAAUGGUGGAUAUGGGGCUUCUGGAUUUCGCCGCUUACCUACGGAUACAAUGCUUUAGCGGUGAACGAGUUUUUGGCUCCGAGGUGGAUGAACAAACCGUCAUCAGAUGAUCGACCAUUAGGAAGGGCAAUCCUCGAAAACGCUAAUGUCUUCCCGGAGGCUAGAUGGUAUUGGAUUGGUGCCGGUGCGCUUCUGGGAUUCAGCAUCCUCUUCAAUUUGCUUUUCACCUUCUUCCUCAUGUAUCUGAAUCCUAUCGGAAAACCGCAAGCUGUUAUAUCUGAAGAAACAGCAGCAGAGAUGGAGGAAAACCGAGACGAGACAAGAGAGUCGCCGAGAAUCAGGAGGGCGGCCUCCGAGAACGAUUCUUUACCUCGGGAGCUGUCGAAGAGGGACGGAAACAAUGCCAGAGAAAUGAUGGCGCUGCGGAUGAGCCCCAGCGGGACGAACAGGCUCAACCGUGACAUGUCCAUCGAUGAGGCCGCCACCGGCGUUGCUCCCAAAAGAGGAAUGGUUCUUCCGUUCACGCCUCUGGCCAUGUCCUUUGAUGAAGUCAGUUACUAUGUGGACAUGCCUGCGGAAAUGAAAGAUCAAGGAGUCACAGAAGAUAGGCUCCAGCUCCUAAGGAACGUAACAGGGGCGUUCCGGCCGGGCGUCCUCACAGCCCUCAUGGGCGUGAGUGGGGCUGGGAAAACCACCCUCAUGGAUGUUUUGGCUGGCAGAAAAACCGGUGGCUACGUCGAGGGAGAUAUCCGCAUCUCCGGCUAUCCCAAGAACCAAGAGACUUUCGCAAGGAUUUCCGGGUAUUGUGAGCAGAACGAUAUCCACUCACCUCAGGUCACCGUCCGGGAGUCCUUGAUAUACUCUGCUUUCCUCCGUCUCCCCAAGGAAGUCAGCGACGGAGAAAAGCUGAAAUUUGUUGAUGAGGUGAUGGAGCUGGUGGAGCUCGACAACCUGAGAGACGCCAUAGUGGGACUGCCGGGCAUCACAGGGCUGUCCACGGAACAAAGGAAGAGACUGACGAUUGCCGUGGAACUCGUUGCUAAUCCCUCGAUCAUCUUCAUGGACGAACCAACCUCAGGCCUCGAUGCAAGAGCAGCCGCCAUCGUCAUGAGAACCGUGAGGAACACAGUCGACACCGGAAGAACUGUUGUUUGUACGAUCCACCAGCCAAGCAUCGACAUAUUCGAGGCCUUCGAUGAGCUGCUGCUCAUGAAAAGAGGCGGCCAAGUGAUCUACUCUGGACCAUUGGGAAGAAACUCUCACAAGAUAAUCGAAUACUUCGAGGCGAUUCCUGGAGUUCCAAAGAUCAAGGACAAGUACAAUCCUGCGACAUGGAUGCUGGAAGUCAGUUCGGUUGCAGCUGAAGUACGUCUACAGAUGGACUUCGCCGAGUACUACAAAUCAUCAGCUCUCUACCAGCGCAACAAAGCAUUGGUUGGUGAGCUCAGUAAUCCGGCAUCAGGAACAAAUGAUCUCUACUUCCCCACGCAGUUCUCCGAGUCUUCUUGGGGGCAGUUCAAGGCCUGCCUCUGGAAGCAAUGGUGGACCUACUGGAGGAGCCCUGAUUACAACCUGGUCAGAUUUUUCUUCACCUUGGUCACUGCUCUGUUGCUAGGCUCCAUAUUUUGGAGAAUUGGCCAUAAGAGUGGAAGUGCAAACAAUCUCAGGAUCGUCAUCGGGGCGAUGUAUGCGGCGGUCUUGUUCGUCGGCGUCAACAACUGCUCGACGGUGCAACCACUGGUAGCGAUCGAGAGGACGGUGUUCUACCGAGAAAGGGCUGCUGGAAUGUACUCCGCUUUACCGUAUGCCAUGGCUCAGGUGCUCGUGGAAAUCCCGUACGUGGUGAUUCAGGCAGCGUACUACUCGCUCAUCGUCUACUCCAUGAUGAGCUUCCAGUGGACAGCGGCAAAAUUCUUUUGGUUCUACUUCAUCUCCCUCUUCUCCUUCCUUUACUUCACUUACUAUGGCAUGAUGACCGUGUCACUGUCACCGAACCAUCAAGUUGCUGCGAUCUUUGCCUCCACCUUCUACUCCGUCUUUAACCUCUUCUCAGGCUUCUUCAUCCCCAGACCGAGGAUUCCCAAAUGGUGGGUGUGGUACUACUGGAUUUGCCCAUUGCAAUGGACGGUGUACGGUCUCAUAGUAACACAGUACGGGGAUUUAGAGAGCUACAUCAGUGUGCCUGGCUCGGAAACCCCAAUAAGGACCAAGGACUACGUGAAGGACCAUUUUGGAUACCACACUGACUUCAUGCCCGUGGUGGCCAUCGUGCUGGUCGGCUUUGCUCUCUUCUUUGCUUUCAUGUUUGCUUACUGCAUCAAGAAGCUCAACUUCCAGCAGAGGUAGGCGGAGAGAGGGGUGGUGAUGAUGAGUCCCCAUCGCUUCAGCACAGAGAGAGAGAGAGAGAGAGAGGUCGGUCCAAAGCGGCUUCUCGGAUUUUGUAGGUUAAGGUUUCCUUGCGCUAUUCAUACGUGUUCUAAUAUUCGACUGGGAGGACGAUUGAUUUAGUUGUAAAUAUAGUGAUGAUUGUAUGAAGCAAGUUGUAUUGAUUUAAUGAGUGAAAGUAUUGACUUCA